Microsporum canis CBS 113480 is the source of this 1353-nucleotide messenger RNA. RefSeq lists its product as hypothetical. Lineage: Eukaryota; Fungi; Ascomycota; Eurotiomycetes; Onygenales; Arthrodermataceae. The record is from RefSeq and is a predicted model, not a curated record. The transcript is spliced from 3 exons. The coding region runs from base 1 to 1353 and encodes 450 amino acids.
AUGACUUUCCCGGUCUCCCUGGAACCAUCUCACAAACGACGGAAGCCUGACUAUCUCGACCGACCACGACCUCCAUUAGGAAAAAAGUUGAAGCUCGGCCAGCCCACUUCGACAUAUUGGGAUAAUCUGUCGAAGAUUUGGUUAACAAGAGACGCUCUUAAGGAGUUGGAUCGACGAAAUAGGGCUUCUGGCAGUGUACCAGAGCCGCUAUCCUUCCCCUGCCAGCCGUUCACUCGACAGCUACAGGCGAGACUUAGGUGUUAUUACCAGACACUUGCCCCCGAUCCCUUAAUCAACUGCAAGCCCGAGAGUAUAAGUAAGAUUAAAAGACUCUCUAGGCAAGGUGGGCCUGACCUAUCCGACCUUAGGAAUUUCCCAGAUCCCCAGAUCCCUUAUCAUCAAUCAAUGAGCGCCAAUAGUUUGGGCCGCCGGAAGCGUCGUGCGAGGACUCCUCCUGAUAAUAAUAACAAGACCACGAAGACAACGAGCACUACCGCCUAUAACCGUAACUUUGAACAGAAGUUGAUUGAUUAUGGUAUUUAUCCACCUGGAUAUACGUACCCCAAUGGUCAGAAGCCAGCAAAGCCGAAUAACUGGCUAGAGCUCAGCGAACAACUAGCGCAAUCCCGAGCUUCUCCAUCCCUAUUUUCGGAGCGCGAAUUUGAAGAGUUUGUAGAGGCAGACUUAAAUGCAUCUAAGGAGAAACCUGUUGUACGCUUGGCUAUCCCAAGUAUUGAAGGCCGCGUCGGUGAUGUUAGGUGUAUGGGAGGGGAUUGCCCAUUUGGGAACCUUGCUCCCUUAACAGAUGGUACACUAGCAAACGCAAAACCAGAUCAUUUCUUUGGUGCUCGUCCUGAGCAGCUUAAUGCUAAUAUCCGCGAUACGCUUAGUGGCUAUAUUCUACCAUCAACACAGGGUAGCCUUCCUAUCGCUCCAAACUUCUUUCUUGAGGCUAAAGGCCCCGAUGGGUCGCCUGCAGUUGCUACACGGCAAGCUUGUUAUAAUGGUGCGCUAGGGGCACGGGGAAUACAUAAACUUCAAUCGUAUAAGCAGGAGCCUAUCUAUGACGAUAAUGCUUAUACAAUAACAUCAACCUAUCUUGCUGGCACCCUUAAACUCUACGCAACGCAUGUAAUUGCUCCACGGGAACAUAAUGGCCGUCCUAAAUACAUUAUGACUCAACUCAAAGCUCCCUCAUCUGAACAUGAGGUGGCUUCUGAGCCAACUGCCACCCUGGAAGACUCCGAUACAUCAGCCACGUCUGAUGGAGCCGGGUUCCACGGUGCUACGUGGGGCUUUGCACACCUACAUGACAACGAGGAACAUCCUCCAGCUUCGAACAAGAUACAAUAA